Molecule: messenger RNA, 928 nt
Organism: Naegleria gruberi
Lineage: Eukaryota; Heterolobosea; Eutetramitea; Acrasida; Naegleriidae
Exons: 1
Coding region: 92-862 (256 amino acids)
Biological process (GO): COP9 signalosome assembly
Cellular component (GO): COP9 signalosome
Source: RefSeq, a predicted model, not a curated record
GUGUGCAACUUGAUCAUCAUAUCGUCAUCACGAAUUUUUGAUUAAUUCACUCGCUACAAAUAAUAAUCAUCACCACACAAUAUAAAAAAACAUGGCUCAAUCACCAGAACAAGCAAUUGAACAAUUUUUGCUUUUAGGUAAAACUGUGAAGGGAAAAUCAGCUGUUAAUCUUAUCCAACAAGCUAUUAACCAUCCUAACACAUUUGUAUUCUCUGAAAUGUUAGAUCUGAAAGGUAUCAAGGAAUUAGAGGGAACAGAAAAUCAAAAGGAUUUAAAUACAUUAAAGCUUUUCGCUUUUGGAACUUAUAGCGAAUACAAGGCUAACCCACAAAACUAUUCCCAACUCUCUGAAAAGAAUUUGAACAAACUUAAACAGCUUUCAAUUGUUACACUUGCAUCAAAGAGUCGUCUUCUCAAGUAUGAAGAUUUAUUACGUGAGUUGGAUAUCACUAACGUCAGAGAAUUGGAAGAUACAUUGAUCGAUUGUAUGUAUCAAGGAUUGUUAGAAGGUAAACUGGAUCAAAAGUCAAAGUGGAUGGAAGUUUAUGAGACAAUUGGUAGAGAUAUCAAAUUAGAUGAUAUUGAUCAAAUGAUUUCUGUAUUAAAGAACUGGACAGUCGGAGCAAAGGAAAUUCUUAAAGGUAUCGAUGCCAACGUGGAAUAUGCCAACAAGCAAUUCAAGGAACACAAUGAACACAAGAAGAAGUAUGAAAAGGAAAUUGCUAAUAUUGAAGAAUCAAUCAAGGCCAGCAUUGAAGAUGAAAACUCUGGUGGUAUGAUGAGCAUGAUGGGUAUGAUGGGAAUGAUGGGUGGCAGACCUGCUGGUGGUGCCUCUGCUGGUGGACGUAGAAAGAAUAGAUAAUUUGUAAAUUGAUCAUCAUACACGAUUCUCCUUGUAGUUUUAAAUAAAUUAUUAAAUGUAAAUGUA